UUUUGCUUUCCGUACACUUGUUUUGCUACACACAAUGAACACGUUUGAGUAGUACGUUACCAUGAACACUACCAGUAAUGCCCACAGUCACAGUCCUAUCAAAGACGUAUAUCUUGGAACGGAAUGCGGCAAGAUAUCUGAAGUUAAUGAGUCGAUCAUUGGAAGGCGAAUAGUACAUGAAAAAAACUUUGGGACUAUCUGUUAUGUCGGUGAGUUGCCGAGAUCGAAAGGGUCUUGGCUUGGAGUUGAUUGGGAUGACCAAUCACGUGGCAGACAUGAUGGGACUUACGAUGGUGUCCGGUAUUUUCAGGCUAAAUGUCCCACUUCCGGUUCAUUUGUGAGGCCUUCAAAGGUGUCAUUGGGUACCAGUCUAGAGGAAGCUCUCGUAUAUAGAUAUGCCGUCUGCACAACUUGUCAACUGGAAAUCCAGACUUCUUUGCGAUCACGGGAAAAGCCCACAGGUAGUUCUCAUAAUAUUCUCGUUCAUGAAUGCACCCAACUUGGUCAUCUAAACAGUUACCUUGGUAGUACUGCGGAGGAAGCUGAAUACUUUGGUACUCACGGAUACCCAAAAGACACAUUACGUGUCGAACUUUACACUAAUCCUGGGACUUACCAUCAAUCGACUUCUCAUGACGAAUUAUGUGGAGCAGAUGCAGCCAAAAGUUGUCUCAGCCGAUUAAAUAGUGUUAGUUUGUCUUCUGUGCCCGUAUAUCGUGCACUAUAUGGAAAAAGUGACUUUUUCCCUGAUCGACAACCUGAAUACUCACCACUUUGGCCAUCAUCUGGAGGCUGUCUCGACCAGUUUUUAUCCAGUUUAUGCGAUCUGGAAAUGAGCAAUUGUCUGUUGUCAAAGUGGACAGAAAUUGCUGAGAUUUGUAUUCAAAUUCCGUGGUUAAAAUCCUUGAAUGUCAGUAACAACCGCAUUCGUUUACCCGUUUCUCCAAAAGAAGCGCAUGAUAAACAAAAAGAAAAUGAAUGUCUGGAAUCUAGACUUUUAUAUGACAUAUAUUCGGACCCUGUCCUAAGUGAACGGUUGUGUUCGAACGCUUUUCCCCAGUUGUCGCAACUUACUUUAGUCAAAUGCUCACUCCUAAAUUGGAAAAGUAUUAGGCGGAUAUUAUGUUGGAUGCCAUCCUUACAGUCGUUAUCUCUAGCUUACAAUAAUUUGGGCAAUCCUCCAAUUGACUGGGAAGAAAGUGCUAUUGAAGUUUUCCAAAAGUUGACUGAAUUAGACUUAACUCACAUAAAUCUAACGUCCGCUCAUCAGUUAUUCGCCCUUAUUGGAGCCUCCAAAUGUCUGAACAGCCUGUUGUUAAAUUACAACGAGAUAGCAGACAUUCCAAAUCUAAAUGAUCAUUCUAAGCACAUCUGCCAAAUACAUGUACACGAUAAAGAUAGUUCACAUCUGUUUCGAAACCUUAACACUCUUGGGUUAAAGAACAACUUAUUCACAAAUUGGAAUUUCGUUAAUCAAUUACUGCAUUUGUCCAAAUUGGAUCAUUUGAUGGUAUCAGGAUGUCCAGUUUUCGAAAACUCUGUCAGUAUAGAAACCGCUCGUCAGGAAGUCAUUGCUCGUUUGCCAAAUCUUAAAAUGUUAGACCGUGUUGAGAUUACUCCUGAAGAGCGCCGCGGAUCUGAAUUGGACUACUUAAAACGUUACGGAGCUAGCUGGCUAAACUGUUGUAAAAGUGAUCAAAAUAGUAAGCAAAAUAACGAUAUUAAACUUUUGGAGGAAUUCUACAAAUUGCAUCCUGUUUUCGCCAGACUUUGUGAUAAACAUGGAGCUCCUGAAAUUGGAGAAACCAAGCCAGUUAACCGCUCAAUUAAAGCUGGUCUUCUAUCUCUUAUCUUUAUAUUACAACAUAACAAGAACAAUGGCGCAACAAACAAGCCUAGCAGUCGAUCGUCAUCGCCAAUGGAUAAAAACGAUCGAAUUCAAAAACAAAUACCUAGUCAAAUGACUAUUAACCAUUUACGUAUGAUGAUUAGACGAUUGUUUUGUUUAUCACCAAAAACACUGUUUGAAUUAUAUGCACAAAGUGGAAGGCAUCGUGGUAUUGUUAACACUGAAAUACCGUUGGAUGUAGAUACACGUGAAAUAGGAUUUUAUAAUUUAGAAAAUGACGAUUAUAUUUUUAUACGAAUAUGACAAUAGUGUUCUAGUCUUUCCUUCCUUGUAUUUACUACUUGGUUAUCUCUAGUAUUUAUCUAUGUUGUAUAAUAUAUAUCUUGAUAUUCCUAAAAAUCAAGCUUGUAUUUAAUUAUUUCUUAUCCACUUACACUUUUAUGAGUUCUGUUGUGUACAUGACACAUUGUUCCAUCAACCAAGAAAGUGUAAUUAUGCGUAAACUUGAGAUAUUUUCUUUAAAUUGACUGCUUGAGGCUACCAAUUUUAUCAAAGUUUGCUUUAAGCUUAGACUCGAAUAAUGUUGUUCAAGUAAACAGCCUUCAUAAGGUUUAUGUAUUUUUGUGAUACACCUUUCACUAAAAAGCGCUAUCAAAAGAAUUUCCAGACGUUCUUAAUCAUCCCUCUGUUUCAGAGCACAGUCUAACAUAAUCAAUUGACGUAUAUCUGCUCGUCCAUUUUUGAAAUCAGUUUGAUUUUCCCGAGUUUGCUGUUCAGGAACUUUAUUUGAGAUUUUGGUGAUUUCAGACAUUACUUUAUUCAACUUGAUUGUUCUGGCUACCGCGAGAGAAUAUCUUUCCUCUCUCUUAG
Molecule: messenger RNA, 2719 nt
Organism: Schistosoma bovis
Lineage: Eukaryota; Metazoa; Platyhelminthes; Trematoda; Strigeidida; Schistosomatidae
Source: the annotation of a GenBank genome assembly